GAUGCUUUCGUGAACCAGAAAGGCUUCUUCUCUUUACAAAUGUCAUUUCCCUGCAGUUGCCAUUGGAAUGGCUCCACAAGGAAAUGAGGACAAGAAGCAGAGACCAAGAGUUGGAGCAGGACUCGAGAAUAUGGGCAAUACCUGCUUCCUCAAUGCUGUCCUCCAGUGCCUCACCUACACCCCAUCUCUGGCAGACUACCUGCUCUCUCGGGAUCACAGCCAGUCCUGUGUUCGACCAGGCAACUGUGUGAUGUGCAGAGUGCAGGAGCACGUGUGCAAGGUCCUGCAUGCCACAGGAUCUGCCAUCGUGCCUGUGGACAUCAUCACUGCUCUCCCAGAAAUCGGAGAACAUUUCAAGCUCGGCGUGCAGGAGGACGCCCACGAGUUCUUGCGCUGUACUCUGGACGCCAUGCAGAAAGCUCAUCUGUGUGAUGGCAGCUUGGACACGUCUUGUCAGCACACCGUCAUCCAUCAGAUAUUUGGGAGCUUUCUGAGAUCCAGAGUCUGCUGCUUGAGCUGCCAAGUGGUUUUUGAUGACUACGAGCCCUUCCUGGAUAUCCUUCUGGAUAUAAAAGCAGCGGCAUCUCUUUCUGAAGCUCUUGAUACAUUUGUGAAACCCGAGCUGCUGGAUGCCAGAAGCGGCUUUAGAUGUCGCCACUGUGGCCAGGUGACUGCUGCCUCCAAGGGGCUGACGAUUCACUGGGCGCCCCAGGUUCUCACAGUGGGGCUCAAGAGGUUUGAGGAUGUCUCCGGUGGGAAGAUCACCAAGGUUGUGAAGUAUCCCAAGGUCUUGGAUCUUGGGCCAUACACAACAGCAGGAGAAGCGCAGCACUACUCCUUGUACGCUGUGCUGGUGCACAAAGGAGAGAGCUGUCACUCGGGACACUAUUUCUGCUACAUCAAGGCCAAUGAUGGGCUGUGGUACAAAAUGGAUGACACAUCUGUGACUCCUUGUGACGUUGACACAGCUCUUCAGCAGGAAGCCUAUUUACUGUUUUAUGUCAGGAGCUCCGAUUUGAGGACUGGAGCAAGGGCUUCCUCCUCAUCAUCAGCACCAUCACGUACCCGGUCCUCCCUCGGUCAAGGGGUGGCUGGCAGCCAGCAGAGAACAAGAGCUCGGAACUCAAGCCCCGCUACCCGGUUCCGCCCGCCAAUCCCCUCGCUGCUCCCGCGACCCCGGCCCCCUCGUGGUCCAGACGAGCUCCCAGGACCGCCGCGGCCCGGCCCCAGCGGGGAGCAGCCAGCAGGACGCUGCCGACCCCCGCCCGUCCCAGCAGCGGCUCCCGCGGCCGCCGGCGCUGCCCGAACCGCUCCGGAUCCGCACGCGCACCGCUCCCGGGACCCCACCGCUAACAACCCCUCCUCCCCGCUCGCUGGAUAUAUAGACCCCGGCCCCGCCCCUCCCGCCACCACAGCCAAUCGCCACCCGCAGCAUCCCCGGCCCAGCCAAUCCCGCCCCGCCCGUUCCCCCUCCCGUGUCCGCUACGCCCAAUCCCGGCCCGUCAUUGCGAUCCGGCCCCGUCCCGCAGGCCCACGAGUGACCGCUCCUCCCCGGGACGGCGCCGGAGUCCCCGCUCUCCCCGCGGCACUAGCAGACCCCCGAAGGACAUGGUCGACCCCUCCACUUUACCGCCCCUAG
Molecule: messenger RNA, 1639 nt
Organism: Calypte anna (Anna's hummingbird)
Lineage: Eukaryota; Metazoa; Chordata; Aves; Apodiformes; Trochilidae
Product: ubiquitin carboxyl-terminal hydrolase 17-like protein 6
Exons: 10
Coding region: 68-1639 (523 amino acids)
Biological process (GO): protein deubiquitination; regulation of apoptotic process
Cellular component (GO): cytosol; nucleus
Molecular function (GO): cysteine-type deubiquitinase activity; cysteine-type endopeptidase activity
Source: RefSeq, a predicted model, not a curated record